Messenger RNA from Temnothorax curvispinosus, 1059 nucleotides. It is a transcript of the gene Chrac-16, whose product is annotated as chromatin accessibility complex protein 1-like. Gene Ontology annotation, molecular function: protein heterodimerization activity. Gene Ontology annotation, cellular component: CHRAC; nucleus. Lineage: Eukaryota; Metazoa; Arthropoda; Insecta; Hymenoptera; Formicidae. The coding region runs from base 32 to 571 and encodes 179 amino acids. The transcript has 2 exons. The record is from RefSeq and is a predicted model, not a curated record.
AAAUAGAAGGAAGGAAGAAUAAGUGCGCGCAAUGAGUACGCAACCUCCCGCCGUGAAGAUGAAAGAGCUGCGCCUGCCAAUCUCGAGGGUGAAGACGAUCAUGAAGAGCUCGCCUAGCGUCGACACCGUCGGGCAGGACGGCUUGUAUUUGGUCACAAAAGCCACGGAAUUAUUCAUACAUUACCUGACAGAGGAGGCACACAUGCAAAGCAACAAGGGAUCCUCUCUGGAUUACAAACACCUGGCGGAGGUGGUGCAGACUAACGACACGCUGGAGUUCCUGCGGGAGAUAAUGCCCAGGAAGAUUACCGUACGACAGUUCAAGGAGAUGAUGGAGGCCAAGGAGGCGUCCAACAGCAGCAGCUCGUCCGAGAGCAGCUCGGACUCGGACAGCGACAGCGACUCCGACACGGACUCCUGUUCGGACAGCGACGAAACCAAGGGGGACAACGGCAACUCGUCGGGUAGCGAGCGGGAGAGCGAGACCAAGGAGAACGGCGCUUGUCAUUCGGAUAGUGACAAAAGUGAGAGCAGUGUGAAAAGUGAUAGUGAGGAGAACAAUAAGAGAUGAGAACUCGUUGAAUUUCUACUUCUAGGAGACAGACUCCGAUUAUUUGACAAACCUAGAUUCAUCUCGUGUCUUUCUACAAAAUUUUGCAGAUCUGUAAAAUCUAUCCAGUGUCAAGAUCAUGCGUCUAUAUCAGCAGAUCUAGUUUAACAAACGCAGUCAUCAGUAGUGACUCAAAAUUUAGAGACAGGCCACGAGAAUUUGUCUCGAAAGAGGAGAUAUUAUUUUUAUAUGCUCACGAAUGAUGAAAAGUGCACCACACAAGAUCUUUUUACACAUAUUUCUUCUCUCACACAUAUUUUUGUACAUAUAUCUCACGACGUUCAUUAUUCACGCAUUCAAUGUUAAUAAGAUCAAUGUUUUUUUACAUUAAUCAUAUUUAUUUAUGAUCAUGCUUUAGGAUUGGUUUUUUCAUCUUUGAUAACAAUAAAUUGAUGUCACGAUAUUUCGUUUUAUUUAAUCUUUAAGAAUCUUGAAUUAUAUAACAAUCA